Messenger RNA from Papaver somniferum (opium poppy), 2556 nucleotides. RefSeq lists its product as uncharacterized. Lineage: Eukaryota; Viridiplantae; Streptophyta; Magnoliopsida; Ranunculales; Papaveraceae. The record is from RefSeq and is a predicted model, not a curated record. The coding region runs from base 152 to 976 and encodes 274 amino acids. The transcript has 3 exons.
GUGCCGGUACGGCACGGGAGAUUCCUACUGUAUACAUAUACAAGAGUACCGUGUCUAUCAAUUCAAUCCUUCCUGUGUCUACCGCAACAAGAGCACUGUAAUUCGAAGAAGCCUGCCCUUUUGCCAAGGAAAUCACAAAGUGAAAUUGGAGAUGAGUUGGGUCGGUUGGCAAAGAUUGGUCCGGAAAAUCAAAAAGGGAGAGCCUAUUUCUUACAGUGAUAUUGAGCCUUGUGAAACUAAGUUCUUUCUUCUCUGCCAAAAAUGUCAGAAUUUCUCUGAGAUCCAUGACGACGUCGAUGGAGAAAGUAAUCUGGGGAAAUUGAACAAGGAUGAUGAGAAGUUCUUGAAGAACGACGACGGAGAAAGUAAUCUGGGGAAAUUGAACAAGGAUGAUGAGAAGUUCUUGAAGAAUUAUGUUGAGAAGAAAAAGUGGGUAUUUAAGAGUAAGGGAAAGAGAUGUGCAUUUGAUGAUGUAGAUAAUAUCUCUGAGGAUGAGAAAGAGAUCAAGAAGCAAGAAAAAUAUGAGGCGGAAUUCAAUUCCCAAUAUGUCCAACAGAAGCCUGUGGAUAUGUACCCCUACUACAAGUACAAUAACGCUGAUAAAUCUUCUAAGAAGAACAGGACAGAAGGAGAAUUGAAAAAAGUGAAAUUGGAGAUAAGUCGGCAAAUUAAAAAGGGAGAGCCUAUUUCUUACAGUGAUAUUGAGCCUCGUGAAAGUAAGUUCAUACUUCUCCCAAUUAAGAAUUUCUCUAAUCAUGAUGAGAACGAUGAAGAAACUGAGAUGAGAAAACUGAGAAAACUGAACGACGUUGAAACCAUGUUCUUGAAAAAUUAUGUUGAGAAGAAAUGGUGUUGGGUAUCUAAGAAUAAGGGAAAGAGUCGUGACUUUAAUGAUUUAGAUAAUAUCUCUGAGGAUGAGAAAGAGAUCACGAAGAGGAAAACAAUUCCCCUUAUGACUUACAUGAAUAUGACCUAGAGAAGCCUGACGAUAUGUACCCCUACCACACGUACAAUGAGUCAACAAGUUUGGAACCAGUUGCUGAGGAGAAGGGAGACAGAGUGGAAGUGAAUGGUGACACUGGUAAAUCUUCUAAGAAGCGCAGGAGAAACGGAGGACUGGAAGAAGGUAAACCCUCAAAAGAAAGGCGCAAAGCAUAUGGACUUGGCAAUAUUGGAACUAACAAGAAAAAGAAGAAUUUGUAUUAAUAAUGGUAGAAGGGCAGCAUGAGGAGGUAAGUUAUUGUUGUUUCUUCAGUUUUCUGUUUAUCCCGACUAGCUCUGAAGAUCUUUUUCCGUUGUUAUUCUAUUCAAGUAAAUUUGACUGCAAUCGUACCGCCUACUUUAAUCAGACUGCUUACAUUUUUCUGUUGUUUAAUCUUAAUAACAUGCAUAAGAAAGUACAAGGGACAUAGGACAGAAUACCAUGUGUUUUUCAUGGCCAGUGUACCCAUAUCGUGGGUGUUUACCUGUUUUAGGCUAUCGGGCUUCUUAUGUAGAGCAGUGUGUACUGAUAAAAGAUGGGAACUAAAUUGGUAUGUUGCACAACAGUACUCUUGAUUGGCACCUAUGUUAGUUUUUCUUAAUGAUAACUUCAUCCAACUUGCAGUUUCAUCAUGAAACAGUUUCACAAUUUUGGUAGAUUAUCGUUGUACGUCUUCAUGACCAGGCUUACUAUCUUCAAUAUUCCGACGGUUAUCUGUUUGAACUGCAAAUAAUGAGUCUUAAUGAGUCGUUAGUUUGUUAAUUGCUAGAAAUUUGAGAUAACCUUAGGUUGUGGGUGAUUUCAUCUCCUAAUUAUUUUACCAUUCUGAAAGGCAUCUACGUUUCACUAAUUCAUUUCGAUUUCGUUUGUAUUUUUAUCUAGCAAGUGGAGUUCUUGUUCGCUCUGCACACCACAACGUCAAGAUUAUACUAGAAAAAUGUUAGUUGAAGCUCGAGGUUACAUUGAAGAUAGAUGCAUAUUAUUUUUCUUGAGUGGGACUAUUGGUACUUUUCUUGUUCUUCCUGGAGAGAAACUGGUACCGUCUACGAAUGUCUUAACAGUUUAUAAGUUUGUCAUUUUUUUUAUAGGUUAUAGAAACUUAACUCAAACUUGUUAGCUAGUGUUAUUUUUUAUCGCAAGAGAUUCCACUCGUUUUUCUCUGUUGCAAGUCGGGUUCAUUGUUCCAUAUCCAUCUCCACCACCGAUCAGUAUCUUUUUUAUUCCAUCUCCAUGAUUAUCACCACCUUCAGUGAAAAAUAGAGAAGGAGAAUUGGUGUGUGAUAUCGGCUUGAUACUGAAGAUGGUGGACGAGAGAGACAGACGAGGGCAUUAUAUUACUUAAAAUUAGUUGGAGCAUGUAUUGUGUUCACGGUUCACACUGUACUGAUUGAAUCAUACCCUAAUUGGUGUGUGAUAUCGGCUUGAUACUGAAGAUGGUGGACGAGAGAGACAGACGAGGGCAUUAUAUUACUUAAAAUUAGUUGGAGCAUGUAUUGUGUUCACGGUUCACACUGUACUGAUUGAAUCAUACCCUAAUUUUAUGUUAGGUGGAAUUUGGAAGUAUAUGUUACUAA